AUGGUUCAUCGCGACUGUGAUAGCACUCUGCCUGCUUGGGCUCAAGCAUUGACGUCGCCAACGAAUGGAAGAGUCACUUCCACUGCGUAUCCGAAAACACACUCUUUGACGCUCAUGAAGCUCGCUCAAACCGACCCGGCGCAAUUUGUACGGCGUUGGCGAUCGGCGUACCGUACACGUUCCCGUUGUGCGCUCGACAAUGACGAACUAUGGGCCAUGACACGUGUACUCGCACGCAUUGCGGAUGAUAUUCUUCGCGAGGUCCAGAUAUUUAGCGAAGCCUACCUGAGGUCGAUGGAUUUUCUCAAGGGCAAUACCUAUCCGACAUGGGAUUCCCUCGUCAAGUUCGGUUUAUGUUCGUUGUGCGAAGAGGCGGUCGGCGCUUCGGAUUUCUUUGACGAAUACUCGUAUUGGGUGAUGGACAUGGUGCAGGUCAUGGACGGCCUUAUGUCUUACUCCAGAUACCUCUUUUUCCCACUCCGGGAUCGAUCCGUCGCUCUGUACGAGGCCACUUAUCAGCUAGCACCGAAACUAUGGACCGCAUACUGGGCUCACCGGCACCUACUGUCUGACGGAAAUGCUUUGGAGCGCGUCGUGUCUGGGCUUGCUCAGCAUUUGCGCCUUCACCUUCGCAGCAUGCUCUGCUCUUAUCGUCUUUGUACCGUUGACGACCCUCGCCCGCCCCGUAAAGAAGCUUUGCAUGAGCCAGCAUUACACAUCAUGUGCUGGAUGCGCCGUGACGAUCCCUGGCCCUGCCGCUUUGAAGUCCAAGGCUCAUUCGCCUUCCUAAUCCUCAUGCAGCCUAGAGAAAUUGCGCGGUUCAUCGAGAACGACAUCGUCCAGUCGCUCUGCGCCAUACUUGGCGCUCACCAAGCGAUAUUCUCGAACAAGGCUUUCAGUCCUCAUCUUGUCGCCACCGGAUUCCUUCGCGCAUUGUGCGGCCUGCUCGAGCGCCAGCGUACUCGGGAGUACUCCGAGCCUGGCAUGAUAUCUGGCAUAGCAGAGUAUGUUCUCGACAUGAUGCGAUUUAUCACGGAGGAAGUGCCACAUUCGGACGGUGCAGCUAUUCUCAUACGGGAACACAACCUGUUCCGCCUUGUCGCACGGUAUAUAUUGCUGCAGCUCUCGAAGACGCCGACUGUACACGGACAGAAAUGCGCUAUCAGCAUUUGUAGUGCUUACGAGCGAAUGGGACAGCGCCUUUCGGCGCGGCCCGGCAAGAACCCGCUAUGCAAAGACUUGCAGCACGCUCUUCGCCAGGAAUGGGCGCCGUUGUUCAUAGCUCUUGACAGCCUCCUCCCGACGCUUGAUCCCAUCAAUGGGCGGCCAAUCAUAACGAACGUACGUAAGGCGUGGUGGAGGUUGGGCAAUAUCGGCGCGGGUUUAGACGAGGAGAAGGAGAAGAAGGAGUACCAUAAGCGCGCGGAGAAGAUGUGCUCCUGGGUAGCGUGCGACUGGCACACUGUUGAGCUGCCCGUGGCGACUAAAUUGUGCAAGGGCUGCGGUGAAGUGAGGUACUGUAGUGCAGCAUGUCAACAACUGGACUGGAAGAGCGGUCAUCACAAGCAAAGGUGUCGCAGGUUGAAGGACGCGCCGCAUCACGCGUAA
Molecule: messenger RNA, 1608 nt
Organism: Peniophora sp. CBMAI 1063
Lineage: Eukaryota; Fungi; Basidiomycota; Agaricomycetes; Russulales; Peniophoraceae
Source: the annotation of a GenBank genome assembly